Molecule: messenger RNA, 1247 nt
Organism: Spodoptera exigua (beet armyworm)
Lineage: Eukaryota; Metazoa; Arthropoda; Insecta; Lepidoptera; Noctuidae
Source: the annotation of a GenBank genome assembly
CAAAGUCUUGUUUCAGUUUCAGUUGUAUGAUAAGAACACGCUCGAUUUUCAGAGCCACAGUCAGCUGUAGCUGCCAAUAUCAUAAUACAAUUAGAAAAAUGAAGUUUGUUAAGCUAUCACAAACAAAUGAUGCAAUGCCUACACUGGGCUUAGGAACAUGGCAGGCUGAACCCUCCGUUGUCAAGUCCACUGUUUAUGCUGCUCUAGAAUUAGGAUAUAGGCAUAUUGACACGGCAUUUAAUUACAAUAAUGAAGAAGCGAUUGGCAGUGCCAUCACCAAAUGGAUUGAUGAUGGAAGAGGAACACGAUCAGAGUUGUUCAUUACAACUAAGCUUCCGCAUAUAGCCAAUAGGGCUUCUGAUGUCGAGAAAUUCCUAAAUCUUCAACUAAAACGCUUACAAAUGACCUAUGUGGACUUGUAUCUCAUACAUGUACCCUUUGGCUUUCAUUGUGAUCCUGAAACACUGACACCGAAAGUUAAUGAAGAAGGAAACUAUGAGUUGGAUAUGGAUACGGACCAUGUAGCAACCUGGAAGAAAUUGGAGGAGUGCCAAAAAUCAGGUCUCAUUCGCAACAUUGGUUUAUCUAAUUUUAAUGAGGAACAAAUAGAGAAAAUUGUGAAUCAUGCAACAUUUAAACCACAGGUGUUACAAGUAGAACUUCACGCUUACUUCCAGCAAAUUGAGUUACGGAAAUUUUGUGAAAAGCAUAACAUUAUAUUAACUGCAUAUGCCCCUCUGGGAAGCCCUGGAGCUAAAAACCAUUUUGUUACCAAAUAUAAAUACAGCCCCAGUACUUUCCCUGAUUUGCUGUCUCUACCAGAUGUGACCACAUUAGCCAAAAAAUAUGGGAAGACACCUGCACAAAUAUUACUACACUUCUUGGUUAGACAAAACAUUGUUGUCAUUCCAAAGAGUACAAAUUUGGAAAGAUUGAAGGAAAAUAUGGAUUUUUAUGAUUUUGAAUUGACUGCGGAUGAAAUGGACACCUUGAUUCGCUUAGACAAGGGAGAAAAUGGAAGGAUUUUCAACUUUUUGUUUUGGAAAGGAGUGGAAUUUCAUCCUGAAUAUCCGUUCGAGAGCGUAAAGCAGAAACUAUUGUAAUACAAUAUUUACGACGCUAAAUGUCACUUCCUAGUCAAGUCAGUUAUUGCUUUCAAAGUUCGCACACACAAGCUCGCGUGUCAGUAAAUUAAAAGUUUGGACACUAACGCAAUGUGCUGAUAUCCACUUUUAGCUUUAAUAGAC